ACCACCCCUCUGGGACUCACUCGCCUCCCGCACUAACAGGAGCCCCCAGGUGUACUCAGUGUAUUGGGGGAUACUGGGGGCCCUGGUUCCCCCGCAGGCUGGCCAGAAGGUGUGUGGGUUAUCCGUGGAGGGUCCCUGGCGGCCAUCAUGGCCCUGGUGGUAACUAUAUCUGUCCAGGUAGCUCGAGAUGGCCCCGCCCAUCGCGCUACGCCCACAGCUGACGCCCUGCACCGCGCCCACCACGCUCAGCACGCCACCCUGGCCACCAACCUGGCAACAUCUCUAGCCUCUGGUCACGUUCUCCUUAUCUUCGGCAUACAGGUGUCGUACGUGGUAAACCCCAACGGGUAUGAAACUCGGAGAUACUGCUGGAUGUCUGUCGAGCGGGGCAUGUUGGUAUCCUUCAUAGUGCCCGUGUGUACACUAAUACUGGUGAACGCCGGGGUGUGUGUGGCGGCGCAGAAGGUGCUACUAGACAUGCGUGACGGCAUCAAACACGAGGUCAUGACCCGACACAAGCGUGACCUCAGAGGCGCCGUCUCCCUGUUGCCACUCGAGGGGGUGAGCUGGUUCUUGGCGGUGGUUGCUCUUGAGGAUGACCAGUCCCUCGCCCUUGACUGUGCUGCAGCCCUCGUCAGCGCUUGCCUCGGGUGGCUGGUUCUGUACUUCCAUGGGUGGACGUGGAGUUGUCACGGCCUUUGUUGGCUGAAACGCCGCAUGGCCUCACGCCGGGUUGACGACCUCUCCCUGCCCCUCACCGCCCGCUACGACCACGAUCUUGCCCAUCAGCCCCUCCUCCAGCCCCACCCACACCCACCCACGCCCACUCCUAACACCGUCACUGUGGCCCCUCCACCACCCACCACCCCACCACAACCACCCAACCCAGAGGAGUUCCCCCUCCAACCUCUCUUCCCACACCAUGAGCGACGUGAAGCUUAUUGAAACCCUCUGUGGCUUGAGCUUCAAAAGACACAAACGCUACGUAACCGACUGAAUCCCUCUGCGGCUUCAGCUUUAAGGGCACAAACGCCAUGAAACCGACUGAAUUCUUUAAAGCUUCGGUUUCAAGAUGAUUUAAAACAAACAAGCUUCACCUCCUCUCAUCAAGAAAGCCGUGAAGCCUCGACAUUAAGAAGAAUCGCGGCGCAUCACUACACAGAGGCUGCACAGAGCUUCCCCGAGGCUUGAGUCAGCUGGGGGGGGAUGCUGAUGUAAGCUUCGAGACGACAAGAACACGACAAAUCAACGACUCUUCACUAACAGUGUAUCACGACCAACACCUCGCGGAGAUCUUAGCUAAGUGAUAGUGUGGCAUUAUGGCACAACGCGAAACUAAAAACUAAAAAAAAAAAAAUAA
Homarus americanus (American lobster) is the source of this 1360-nucleotide messenger RNA. RefSeq names its product adhesion G protein-coupled receptor B1-like. Gene Ontology annotation, biological process: adenylate cyclase-activating G protein-coupled receptor signaling pathway; cell surface receptor signaling pathway. Gene Ontology annotation, molecular function: G protein-coupled receptor activity. Lineage: Eukaryota; Metazoa; Arthropoda; Malacostraca; Decapoda; Nephropidae. Gene Ontology annotation, cellular component: membrane. The record is from RefSeq and is a predicted model, not a curated record.